Molecule: messenger RNA, 3803 nt
Organism: Dreissena polymorpha
Lineage: Eukaryota; Metazoa; Mollusca; Bivalvia; Myida; Dreissenidae
Product: probable ATP-dependent RNA helicase DDX31
Exons: 16
Coding region: 100-2274 (724 amino acids)
Biological process (GO): ribosome biogenesis
Cellular component (GO): nucleus
Molecular function (GO): nucleic acid binding; RNA helicase activity; ATP binding
Source: RefSeq, a predicted model, not a curated record
CUGUCACACGAGAACUCGCGAGAUAUAAACAAGCUACACGCGGAAAGCUGUCUAGCAAAUGUCACUGUGAUCGUGAUAAAUUAUUUCAUAAACUAAGAAAUGGCAGACGAUUUGGAUUCAGGUCUCAGCCUCAAUAUCAGUGUUUAUCACAAGGACGACCAUUCCGGCGGGAAAGACAGAAAGAAAGUGUUUGGAAAUCGGGGACAGCGAAUAAAGGCAAGACGAAACAUCAAGCGUCAGAGGGAGUCGUCUCAGCAUGAGAGUAGUGCCAAUAACAGCGGUAAAACUCUACCAUCCAGAGACAAUACUGAAGAUGCAGAGAGUUCACGGCAGGAUGUGAAGGAAACAGAGCCUCCAGUGAAAAAGAAAACUGGAGAUGUGAUAUCCUCUCUGUUCAGGCAUAACCCAGACAUUCCCACUGUCCAGGGUAAAGAAGUGAGCCAGGUGAAAGAGAGGCUGUUUGUAUCAGACAGUUUCAAGGAUGUUCCUCUCCAUCCAUACAUGGUCUCAAAUCUCGAAAAGCUUGGAUACACGGCGAUGACGUCUGUGCAAUUCUCCACUAUUCCGAAGCUUAUAGAGGGAGGCGACCUGCUAGUGAAGUCACAGACUGGUUCAGGAAAGACAAUGGCGUAUGCGAUUCCCAUUGUGGAGAACCUUGCGAGAUUAAACCCAAAGUUAACGAGAGGAGACGGAUGUAGGGUGGUUGUUUUGGUGCCCACACGAGAGCUAGCUUUGCAGACAUACGACGUUUUUGUGAAACUAUUAAAGCCGUUCACAUGGAUUGUGCCAGGUUGCAUUAUGGGUGGAGAAAAACGGAAAGCGGAAAAAGCUAGGUUGAGGAAAGGCAUCAACAUACUGAUUGCGACCCCAGGCAGACUAAUUGAUCACAUAGAAAGCACAGCCAACAUGAGACUGGACACAAUCAAGUGGCUCAUAUUAGAUGAAGCAGACAGGUUGUUAGACCUGGGUUUUGAAGAUAAGGUAGCAAAGAUUAUCAAGGCCAUAGAUGAGCACAAAACUGAGAGACAAACAGUCCUCCUGUCCGCUACACUCACAGCUGGAGUGGAAAGGCUGGCAGGCAUGUCAUUGAAGAAUCCAGACCGAGUAGCUGUGGACACACAGUCGUCAAACAAACCAUCAACGAAAUCUCUCGGAUCAAAAUCUCAAGAAUCCUUGGCAAACAAAACUCAAAGUGUCGACAGUAAAUCAACAGAGAAGCCCAUGGAACUGAAUGAAAACUUUGCUCUUCCUGAAAAUCUGAAGCAGUAUUUUAUUGUGUCCCCUUGUAAACUGCGAUUGGUCGUACUACUAACACUGAUACUUUCAAAGUGUAAGAAAAACAACAAGAUGAAAAUGAUUGUGUUUGCCUCCACACAAGAUGGCGUAGAAUUUCUGUACAGACUGGUACGCUUUCUGACCACAGAAAACUCUGCAGACAGCGAUGUUGAAGAGGAAGAUGCUAAAACCAGUCUAGAUCUCUUUAGGUUACAUGGUGAUAUGUCUCAGAAGGACCGUUCUUCCACGUACCAAGAUUUCUGUACGACCAAGUCAGGUGUGCUGCUGUGUACUGAUGUGGCAGCCCGUGGCCUUCACCUGCCAUAUGUGGAUUGGGUUGUACAGUACUCAUGCCCUGCAGGCGUCACAGAUUACAUCCAUAGGGUUGGAAGGACAGCCCGCGCUGGUAAUGCUGGCAACGCCAUCACGUUCAUGCUUCCCUCAGAAAUAGAUUUCGUGAAGCACCUGAACCAGAAGAGCAUCAGUAUCACAGAGAUGAAGGUUGGGGAGAUACUGCAGGACGUCAUCAAACUGGUUCCCUUCCUACCUGGCAUGGAGGACUCCAAGCGUGAGAUACCCAGGACAGUGGAGGAGGCUGCCACGUAUCUACAGAACUGCUGUGAACUCCACAUCAAGUCACACAAGGAGAUGACUUCACUCGCAAAGACAGCCUACCAGUCUUUCAUUCGAGCCUACGCCACGUACCCCCACGAACUGAAGUCCAUCUUUCACCUCCGGCACCUACACCUGGGCCACGUGGCAAAAACGUUCGGACUGCGCGCUGCUCCCACUGACAUGUCCAACAUACCUGGAGUCAACCGCACCACGAUGUCCAACAAGAGAAAACAUGACAAAGGAAGUGGAGAUGGCGCUGAAAGGGUUAAGAAGAAGAAGAGAACAGACAUGUCAGAAUUUCAGGGACCUCUCAUUUACAAGAAGAAGGCUACCAAGGGCACAAAAUUGAAACACAAAAAACACUUCAAAAAGAAUAAACAAUGAGACAAAAAAGAGAUGAGUUUGUGGUAUUUACAUAUUUACAAAGCGUCACAUACAAAGGCCAAUUCUUUACCCUUUUCCACUCAGAAGCAAAGUGAAAAUGGCUAUGUGUAAACAGCAUAAAACCAGAAACAGCCUGUGAGUUUCGCAGUCUGUUCAGGUUUUAUGCUGUUUGCUGCCCAUCAGUAUCAAAGGGCUGGAAAUGAAGCCUUUAAAACUUGAAUCUAGGAAGAAAGGUCUUUAUUUAAAUUAAACUUUCUAAAGAACUACAAAUGCGUCAAAAUACGUAUCUAAGUAGAAAGGGUUAAAUACGUGAUUGAAAAUUAAUUAUUAAUGAAAAUCUUGGUGAGUGUAUUUUUGUUAAAGAAUGUGAAUAUUUUCAACAGUUUUUAUUAUGGCUUUGUUGAUAUUCAGCAUGUCGUUUCAUUGACUUUGGCAUUAUCUAUGAAAUACAUGUUCUUAUUAUGAUAUGAAAAUAAAGCUUAUCAUGAAUUGUAAAGUGAGAUCUUGAAGUUUGUGUAGUUUGAAAGUUAUAUUUAAGUUAUGGUAUAGUCAAUGUCAUAAAUGUCAUCAAUAUUCAUUAAAUAAUAGUUUUUGAUAAUAAGGAUCAAAUAACUGACAUGUAACAGUUUUUACUUUGAGACCUAACGUAGGGAAAACGUUUUGGUUCAAAGGAUACUCCUGAAAAAUGUGUCAAGAAUACUUAGCAAACUCCUGAUCAUGUGCAUGUCCUUUUUCAGUGACAUUGUUAAUGAAUUCAUUACCUUUCAUACCAAAUAAUAAUUUUAAUGCCAAGAAAAUAAGAUGCACGCUGUUGUAGUCUAUAUUUUAUGCAAUAAUUGUUAAAAAAAUAAUUAUUAAAAAACUGGCCAACCCUAAAAUAAAAUACACUAUCAUACAAAUAUAUUACGAAAGUUUCACAAAAACUGUUUCAAGUAAAGAAGCCCAACGUUGCCCCCCAAAAAAAUCUGAAUUUCUAUAUUGGAUUGUGAAAUUUGGUUGUUUCAUGUUGUUUAAUGAUUUGUUUGUACGCAAAUUCCCAGUUUAACUGUAUUACAUAGAUUGUUUAUCAAAAUUUUGAAGUAUUAAUAAAAAAAUAUAUAUUUAGUUGUAUAAUGUAAGUCAGAGGAUUAUGCCAGUAAACUGUGUAACUAUAAGGCAAAUCAUUCAAGCAUGCAGGCAUUCACAUUCAAAUUGUUUAUUGUGACAUUAGCUAACUUUUAUAAAAAAAAAUAUUGUGUUUGAUUGUUUUUACUGCACAGAAUAAUAUUGUUAAAGUUUUAACCAUAAAAAAUAUAUAUUUAAAUCUGUUAAUAAUUGCGGUGCACAUGAAUUUCCGAAAGGGCGGGAUGUAAAAAGCGGAAAGGAAUAUCUCUUUGAAAAUCUGUGGCUCCACGGUAUAUUCAAGUCAGUCGAUAGGUCAGUAGGUUGAUUGUCUCAGUGCACCUGUAAUGUUAUUAAGAUUGUAGAGCAAAAUUUUCUCUAUUUGAAUCUUGUAAUUUGUCUUCACCAUAAAGUUUACAAAGUAACAA